AUGGAUUUAGGUAUUUAUGAAAAUGAUAAAAGUAUAUCAUUAAAUGGAAUUAAUAAAAUGGUUGAUGAUGUCUACAAUGAUAAUCUAAAUUUUUUGUUAAAGAAAAAUGAGAAUGAAUUAGAAAAGAAAGAAAUUGAUCAAUUCAGUUUUAAAAUUGAAGCUUUAUUAAUAUCAUUAGAAGAGGAAACAAAAAGAUUACAUGAAGAAAAAGAUGAAAUGAAAAAUAAUUUCCAAAACAUAGCUAUAACAUUAAAAAAUGUAAAAAAAUCAAUUAAAAAGGCUGAGCAAUAUAUAGGAGGAAAUUUAAAUGAAGGAAUGAUAGAGAAUUCCUAUAAAAUCUUUGAAGAUAUUAAAAAAGAUAUUGAUAAUUUAUAA
Molecule: messenger RNA, 375 nt
Organism: Plasmodium relictum
Lineage: Eukaryota; Apicomplexa; Aconoidasida; Haemosporida; Plasmodiidae
Product: conserved Plasmodium protein, unknown function
Exons: 5
Coding region: 1-375 (124 amino acids)
Source: RefSeq, a predicted model, not a curated record